Stegodyphus dumicola is the source of this 1668-nucleotide messenger RNA. Its product is annotated as acetylcholine receptor subunit alpha-like 1. The record is from RefSeq and is a predicted model, not a curated record. Gene Ontology annotation, molecular function: acetylcholine-gated monoatomic cation-selective channel activity; transmembrane signaling receptor activity. Gene Ontology annotation, biological process: monoatomic ion transmembrane transport. NCBI's taxonomy places the organism in Eukaryota, Metazoa, Arthropoda, Arachnida, Araneae, Eresidae. Gene Ontology annotation, cellular component: postsynaptic membrane.
UGCACGUGUUUGUCUUGUAGCAUAUGACCGAUGGUCCAAAGACCUAAAUCCAUGGCUUGAUUUCGCGUACAGAAUAUUGUCUGACAACAACCUGCGACGCCUGCUGGUCUUUCUGAAGCCAGAGACUUAACAUAACUUCAUAUAAACACCGGAUGGACUAUGUUGGGCGUAGAUGAUUUUGAAGAUAACUACAAUAUAUAAGUUUAAUUUUUUUCUUUGAAUGACGGUCCUGAGAAGAACUAAGCAGAAAUAUUUAACAAAGAAUAUUAGGACAAAGGACUAAUGCCGAUUUUUCAGCUCGUGCGUUGUGUGUUGGCAUUCACGUUUGUUCUCUGUUUACAUUAUGUUCGUGGAAAUGAUGACGCUAAAAGACUGUAUGAUGACCUUAUUAAUGGUUACAAUUCACUCAUCAGACCCGUAGGCAAUAAUUCGGACAGGUUAACGGUAAAAAUGGGACUCAGAUUGUCUCAGCUGAUUGAUGUGAAUCUAAAGAACCAGAUUAUGACAACAAAUGUGUGGGUGGAACAGGAAUGGAACGAUUACAAAAUGAGAUGGGAUCCAGAUGAUUAUGGAGGAGUUACAAAACUUCAUGUUCCUGCUGAACUGAUUUGGCUUCCUGAUAUUGUGUUAUAUAAUAAUGCGGAUGGCAACUACGAGGUGACUAUUAUGACGAAAGCUAUCCUCCAUUCGGACGGUAUGGUUCACUGGAAACCUCCUGCCAUCUACAAAAGUUCGUGCCUGAUGGAUGUUGAGUAUUUUCCAUUUGAUGAACAAACCUGUUUCAUGAAAUUCGGAUCUUGGACUUACGAUGGUUAUACUGUCGACUUGAAGCACAAGCAUCAGACUGAAGAAGAACCUGAAAUACCCAUGGGAAUUGAUCUCAGCGAAUUCUACCUCAGUGUAGAGUGGGACAUAAUGGCUGUUCCUGCGAGGAGGAAGGAGCGCUUCUACAGCUGCUGUGAAGAACCAUACCCCGACAUAACAUAUAACAUCACAAUUCGGCGUAAAACUCUGUUUUAUACCGUAAAUCUCAUCAUUCCUUGUGUCGCUAUUUCUUUCCUCUCCAUUUUAGUUUUCUACUUACCUUCGGAUAGCGGAGAGAAAGUAUCAUUGUCCAUAUCUAUCAUGCUGUCUUUGGGAGUCUUCUUCCUGCUCCUUUCGGAAAUUAUCCCACCAACCUCUCUGACGGUUCCCUUGUUGGGCAAGUACCUUUUGUUCACCAUGAUCCUGGUAUCAUUCUCGGUGAUAGUGACCAUUGCGGUACUCAACGUAAACUUCCGUUCACCUUCCACCCACAAAAUGGCACCCUGGGUACGUAAAGUCUUCCUUGAAGUAUUGCCCAAGUUUCUGUUCAUGAAACGACCAGAUGACAAUCACGAUUCUUCGGACUCUUCGGACACGAAACCGGGUAUCCUGAAGACGUUCGAUGGCGUGGAUAUUAGCGAUACAAUCCCUGGGACCAUCUUGAGCAGAGAACGUGUUGUAGCCGGAGAAGUAGAGUGCUCCUUCAUAGAAGGGCACAGUUCAAGUCAUCAGCUGCAGGAUUCCUCGACCCAGGAACGUCACGAGAAGGAAGAAGUGGAAAGAGCUGUUCUCAAUGUUCACUUCGUCGCUCAGCAUAUGGAGAAUUUAGAUUCUUAUUCAGAGGUAAGCCUAGCGCCUUGUUAA